GUCAAUAGUUUAGAUGUGGAUAGAUAAUCGACUGUCCCAAGCGCAUGGACACAUGGACAAUCUUACCCUUAACCAACACCAUCCGGUGCUAAUUAUGCUAGCUUAGCUUGAUUUACAAACGCUAACGGAACUGGCUCUACAGCCCAAACGAAACCCCUCAACCCUACCGAUCCUUCCCUUCUCUCCCCUCCUGGUCUGCCAACAACAUUCGCGUCCUCGAAUCGGCGGCAAUAUCCGCUGAUUGAACGUCUCGAAUUCUUUUCCUGACUUUUGGGGCGCGUAUGGCUCCACACGGCAGCCAUCUAUUCCCUACUGAAGUCCAUCAGCAUUGCAAACUUCUCACUGUGUCCCCCCCCAGGCCACCGAUAGAAGUCAAGCGCUGGCAGAGAGAAGGGCGGAAGAGCCAGAUUCACCUGGCGAUAGCCACCUGGCUUGCCCAGGUCCCGAUUGUCCACGCAGCGGAUAUGCAACCUUCUCACCUUGCAUCUAUCGUUAGUCAGGAGGGCAUACUUGUACUUGUAUCGGCCGUCGUGAGCAGUGAGGUGGCUCGCAAUGAAUUUGUGCACCAUCGGCGUGGGCAGGUGCUGCAACACAUCCUUACACAUCAACAGCUGCAACAGAAAGAAGCCGGAAAGAGAGCUUAUGUGCGGAAGUGGUCUUCUUUUGUCGGUCCUUUACGUCUGCAGGAGGCAGAUUGUCCUUUUCCAAGAUGCUCCUAGCAUGGAAAGUCCUGUUGUGGCUGCCGUACAGCUCCUGAUUGCGCGCAAUGACGGACGGCACCACAUCCACACCUAUGUAUUCCUCUACCGGACGCCAAUCGACGAAUUGUGUCCACUCCCUGCAAUGCAAUGCACAUAGACGUGCAUGGCGGGCGGGGCUCUGUCUGUCUGUCUCUGUCCGACCAGUCCCCACAUCCUGCAUCAACGAUGGAUCUGAUGUUUCGCUGUCGCAGAAAGUCCUCCAGCAAGAGGCGAAAGUUGUCUGUUGACUCCUUGGUGCUGCCCCCGCCACUGUGCCCCCUCCCAUCCUUGUUUCUCCCCCAUACGGCCGAGCUGUAGAUUGACGAGAAGGCGGCACGCAGCGCAUUGGUCUCCUCCGGAUUGAUGGUGGCUUGUUCUCUUUCACUUGUGGCUUUUUCUCUCCCACUUGUUCCGUCUCCCACAUGCUGCUGCUGCUGUCGGCAGACGGAACAAGUGAACGAGAGAGAAACAAGUGAACGAGAGAGGCACACCAUACCUUACGUUAUUCAUGUCCUGAUUACUGGGUUCCACUCGCAUCAAACGGCUGCAAUUACCGUUGCACCUGGCUCACAUUUUCGGGUAGAUGAAGAAGGGGCUCCCAAAUGUGAGCUGCCCACCUGAUAGCGCUAAGGCUCUUCUUGAGUUGCGAUAAGUCCCCUUGCCACUGCCAUCUCGGCAGAAAUACCCCGAUGUUUGCGAGCAGGAAGAGAAGCAGCACUGACAUAGAUGACACGUGACGGCGUGCAGCCGUGGUCUGAUUUACUUCCUCUCCCCGUACCACUCCCAAUGCACAUGGCCCAUCUUCGGCUGCCCACCCAGUGAGUGGGUGGGGAUGCGGGGACCGAAACACGCGACAUUCGGGCCCACGGGCGGCGAAUUUCUACCGGAAGAAAUUGGGGAUAACCAAGGCGACUACCGACUGACGAUCCUGAUCCGCGAAUUGAGCUAGUGCCCAAUUUGCGUCUUUAUGAAACAACGCGUGCGGUCAGACAAAACGUUCGAUCACGAUCGCAUGGAAAUGAAAUGGAAAAACGGUAGCGGUGAUGUGUUGCUUGCAGUAGUACAGACACUUCAAUAUGUCGAGAAGCUUCGUGUUUUCUUGUCACGCUUUC
Messenger RNA from Vitrella brassicaformis, 1852 nucleotides. The record is from the annotation of a GenBank genome assembly. NCBI's taxonomy places the organism in Eukaryota, Vitrellaceae.